Molecule: messenger RNA, 1319 nt
Organism: Ceraceosorus guamensis
Lineage: Eukaryota; Fungi; Basidiomycota; Exobasidiomycetes; Ceraceosorales; Ceraceosoraceae
Exons: 2
Coding region: 134-1132 (332 amino acids)
Source: RefSeq, a predicted model, not a curated record
CUGUCGUCUUACUGCACCAACGCGAAAUCUCAUCGUCGACCACAGGCUUGGUCUGACGCAUACACUCGCCUAGCACACUCGACCCAGCAGCCUUUGCAAUCACUCCUGCACCACCCUCUCUGACUGUAAAGAGAUGCGCUUCGCCAGAACCUUCUACCUCGCCACCUCUGCGGCGCUCUUGAGCGUCGCUCCGUUGAGCUCUGCACAGAGCACGACUUCGGCAGCUGCGACGCCUCAAUCGUCUUACAUUCCCACCUCCGGAGCUUCUCCUCAAUGCACGCAGUACAUGUCCGAUCUGAACAGCGACGACACGCUGGAGCAAUGCAUCGCUCCACUGUUGGAAGCGACCAACUUUUUCGCAAAGUCGACCAACGACACUGCCCCAUCCAGCAUGGAGCUGACUGGCAGUCUGGACAGGAUCUGCUCCGCUUCUGCUUGCGAUUCGGGCACCAUCAGAAAGAAGCUUUCGGACUUUUACAGCGCUUGCAGAGCAGAGGUGCAAGCUACUCAACAGCAAGUCCUCGAGGUGUACGACUUUUUGUACCUCAUCAACCCUUUCCGUCAAGCCGUCUGCACAAAGGACGACUCGCAAAAAUACUGCUUGCUCAACAUCGCACCCACAGCGGCCAAGACGGCCACCACGAAGCGAUCACUGGGCACUGACGACCCCGAACUUUCGGGCGCUGCACGCCGGCACGACGCCGUUCAAGUAGCCGAGGAGAUUGUUCGUCGGCAAACGACCGUGGCAGCAGAUGACAACCUGGACCAAGGUGUGGGUGCGACGGCAGCGGCUGGCAGCGCGGACACCAACAUCGCCUUCUUGUUUCUGCAGCCAGAUGCGCAAAAGGAUGUGCUGUGCUCCAGCUGCACCAAGAACAUCCUUGCGGCCUACAUCGAGUUUGAGACUUCCAUCCCUUACGCCAUCGGUCUCUCUCGCUCUAGCCAGCUAAAGGGUCAGUCGGACUUGUACAAGUCGGCAAAGAAGACGUGCGGCAACGACUUUACCGUUUCCAUCAACCAGAUUGCAGGAACGACUGCUUUCUCCGAGGUCAGCGCCGCUGGCAAGAUGUUGGCUACCUCUGCCGCCGCCGCCGUCGUCGCUCUGCUCGUCUCUGUCGCGCUGCUCUUCUGAAUGGGGCUCUAGACCGCGUGCGCACCGCUUCUUGCUCGUGAUACCAAGAGCAGGUCUCGAAUUUACCGUCAAGAUCGGUGCGCAUCGCUCACAUCGGCGCAACUACGCGCGUCGCCCUCGGCCCAGCCACUUCAUCCUUCCACGCCCGCCUCCUUUCCGUCACGAAGACCCGGGAUCAUUUCACGUC